Molecule: messenger RNA, 5716 nt
Organism: Columba livia (rock pigeon)
Lineage: Eukaryota; Metazoa; Chordata; Aves; Columbiformes; Columbidae
Gene: DZANK1
Product: double zinc ribbon and ankyrin repeat domains 1
Exons: 19
Coding region: 170-2098 (642 amino acids)
Biological process (GO): eye photoreceptor cell development
Source: RefSeq, a predicted model, not a curated record
GUUGCUAAGCAGCGAGACGCGGACCAAUGGGUGGCCGCGCUGGCGGUGCCAAGGGAAGGAGGGGCGGGGGAGCGGCCGGGCGCGCGGCGUCUGUGGUGUGCCAAGAGUAGCUGUGUCUUUGAGGAAAAAUACUCUCUGCCCCCUUUUGUCAGAUCGCUGCUGAGAAAAAAUGACAGCUGGCUCUGUCUCAGUUCCUCAGGUCAUACCCCUUCAAAUCCCUCUUCCAGGGAAGGCUAAGCAUGAAAUAGACACAAAUACUCUUGUUGAAAUAAAAUCAGAUACACCUGACGUCUCCAUUUAUUACACAUUGGAUGGAAGUAAACCUGAACUCAUUAGGAAACCUGGCCAUGGAGAGCACAGCACUUUUAAGUAUAAGGGUCCUAUCGUAUUACCAGUUGGGAAAAUAAUGGUCAAGGCAUUUGCAGUUACAAAGGACUGCAGAGAGAGUACAGUUGUAACAAAGGUAUUUCUGGUAGAAUACAAGCAACCAAACAUCUUCUUCUCUGUUGAAGACAAUGACAAGAAUUUCCUAAAAGAUAUCACCACACAGGAGAGGAGAGGUGGAAUGUUUACUACAAAACCAAAGAAGAAUGGAGUGAAUGUGGAAAUCAAGUCUGCCUGGGGUGAAGCACCCCAAGAUUUUCAAGACUUUGAAAGAGAAAAAAAGACUGCUCACGUGUCCCUGCAAGGACCGCAGCUCCCUGCCAAUCAUUUGGAAACAACAGAGUACAGAGAGGAACCCAUCUUGGCACCACCAAUAGAUUCAUUACAGUUUGCUAGUUCUUCUGCAGUAACAAGCCGGAAAAGCUUAGCAAGCACACAGGUGGCAAGGAUCCAGAGGGAAACAGAUUUCCUCAGAUGUGCACGCUGUUCUGCACCUCGCCUGUCUGACCCCUUGUCUCACUUCUGUCAGGAAUGUGGAUCUCCUAUCCCACCUGUGCCAGUACAUCGCUUCCCACCCCCUGAAGGAGCACAGAUGGCACCAUGUCUUGAAUGCAGACAUCUUGUGCCAAUGAAUAUACCCACUUGCAUCGUAUGUGAGUCGCCAAUAGCUCCACAGCUGCAACCCCAAACCAACAUCUGCAUAAAGGGCAAAGUAAUUUGUCGGGCAUGUGGCACAGGAAAUCCUCUCCACCAUAAACACUGUGUGACUUGUGAAAGCAAACUGCCUGAAAUACAGACGCCAAUGUUUGGAGGAGACACUCCCUCACCCCACUACAGCCAGCAAAGGAAGACAGUUUUGUGCUCAAAAUGCAAUCGUGUCAACCAAUGUGAUGCCCGUUUCUGUGACUGGUGUGGAGCCAAGCCUGGACCUCCUCCAUCCUACUUUACUUGUUUCAAGUGUGGCACAAGCAACCGUCCAUAUGCUCGCUUCUGUGGGUCCUGUGGUGUUUACAUAGAGCCUCCGUCAAGGAUGGGUUCUCAGAACAGCAGUCUCGUAGAUGCUGGGGACUCACAGGGGUUUUCUGAGGCUAAACGAUUUCAAACUCAAGUCGCCUGGCAGCCUCUUCCUGUCUCCUUGCCCAAAUCAGGGGCAGAACUAAAAGAAAGAGAAGAUAAAGGAACCCAAACCAUUGGACUUUUUUACCCAUCUAGCAAACUGUUGGAAAAGAAGGAACUUGAGCUGAUCUCACACAGAAAAAUCCUGGAAAAGAUGAGUGACCAUAACCCUCUCCUGACAGCCAUUAGUCCUGGAAAAGGUUACUGGAGAAAACAGCUGGAUCAUGUCUGCACUCACCUGAGAAGCUAUGCACAGAACAACCUUGAAUUCAGGGCACUGAUUGGGGAACCUCGGAUGGGAAAGAUUAAUUCUGCUACCAUCCAUGAGGAUGACUAUGAAGUCACUAUUAUACUGAAUUACGCUCUUGCUACUAAUAAGGAUAUUCAUACUAAUAGAUCAAUGAAGAUUAGCAAUCGUUACCUGAAGUCUGUAACAGAGGUUGGAGGUGGAAAAGAUGGCAGUCAGACUAGUUUUGGCAAAGAUGAUCAUAAUCUUUUGAAUUCAAGAGGUAAAAUAAAGAGAACAAAGUCAAGAACACUUACAGAAAAAGAUCAGCUCCCCGGAGCUGACCUAAACUGCAUCAGCAAUGAGGAAUGACCUACUCUCACAGUUGCUGUCCGUAACAACCACGUGGAAGCAAUCCCCCUACUCGUGCAGAAAGGUGCUGACAUUGACCAGCACUCAGGACUAUAAGUGAACACUGAUUCUCUGUCUCCGAACUUCUGAAGUUUUACCAAAAAAGCACUUGUGCUCCAGUUUUAGGCAGGAUUAAGUUCCCACCCCUUCUCCACAAAUCUGUACUCAAGGAGCUCCUUUCAAAAAACAACCCACAACUGAGCAAAGAUAAUGGUAUUCAGAAGUCCUUUCAGUUGCCAGCUUUCUCAUAAUUUCUGUUAGGGAAGCUGCUGUUCUAUUCAACUCCUUCCCCCACCAAUUAAACUUAAUAUGAUAAACCACAGUAAAGCCUACCAGAAAAUAAAAAAUAAACAAACAAACACAAACAACAACAAAAAAACCCCAACACAUAACUCCUAGUGUACUCUAUAUCCUCCUAUUAAUUUUCCUUAGUUUUAAUCUGCUAGACCACUUCUCCAUGUGCCAGAACAGUUUUAGAAUAAUAGAAACAAAGAAUCAUUUUGGUUGGAAGAAACCCUCGAGAUCAUCAAGUCCAACCAUAACCUAAAUCCAGCACUAAACCAUGUCCCUAAGAGCCUCAUCUAUAUGUCUUUUAAACGCCUCCAGGGAUGGUGACUCCAACACUUCCCUGGGCAGCCUGUUCCAAAACCUGACAACCCUUUCCAGGAACAAUUUUUUCCUAACAUUCAAUCUGAACCUCCCCUGGUGCAAUUUGAGGCCAUUUCCUCUUGUCCUAUCACUUAUUACUUGGGAGAAGAGACCAACACCCUCCACGCUACAACCUCUUUCAGGUAGUUGUAGACAGCAAUAAGAUCUCCCCUCAGCCUCCUUUUCUCCAGGCCAAACAGCCCCAGUUCCCUCAGCUGCUCCUCAUCAGACUUGUGCUCCAGAUCCUUCACCAGCUUCAUCACCCUCCUCUGAACUCUCUCCAGCACCUCAAUGUCUUUCCUGUAAUGAGGGGGCCCAAAACUGAACACAGCAUUCAAGGUGGGGCCUCACCAGCGUAGAAAGGGAUGAUCAUUUCUCUAGUCCUGCUGGCCACACUAUUCCUGAUACAAGGCCAGGAUGCUGUUGGCCUUUUUGGCCACCUGGGCACACCGCUGGCUCAUGUUCAGCCAGCUGUCAAUCAGCACCCCCAGAUCCUUUUCUGCCAGGCAGCUUUCCAGCCACUCUUCUCUGACCCUGUAGCACUGCCUGGGGUUGUUGUGACCCAAGUGCAGGACCUGGCACUUGGCCUUGUUAAACCUCAUACAAUUGGCCUCAGCCCAAUGAUCCAACAGGUCCAGAUCCCUCUAUAUGGCCGUCCUACCCUCCAGCAGAUCAACACUGCGACCCAACUUGGUGUCAUCUGCAAAUUUACUAAGGGUGCACUCAAGCCCCUCAUCCAGAUCGUUGAUAAAGAGAUUAAACAGAACUGGCCCCAGUACUGAGCCCUGAGGAACACCACUCCUGACCGGCCACCAACUGGAUUUGGCUCCAUUCACCACAACUCUUUGGACCCGGCCCUCCAGCCAGUUCUUUAUCCAUCUCACAGUACACCCACCCAGGCCAUGAGCUGCCAGCUGCUCCAGGAAAAUGCUGUGGGACAUGGUGUCAAAGACUUUAUUGAAGUCUAAGUACACAACAUCCACGGCCACUAAGUACACAACAUCCUUCAUCCACUAAGCAGGUCACCUUGUCAUAGAAGGAGAUCAGGUUGGUCAAGCAGGACCUGCUGUUCAUAAAUCCAUGCUGACUGGGCCUGAUCUCUUGGUUGCCUUCUAUGUGCCACAUGAUGACACUCAAGAUGAUCUGUUCCAUGACCUUCCCUGGCACCAAUGUCAGACUGGCCUGUAGUUCCCCAGAUCCUCCUUCUAGCCCUUCUUGUACAUGGGCAUCACAUUUGUCAAUUUCCAGUCAACUGAGACCUCCCCAGUUAGCCAAGAUUGCUGAUAGAUAAUGGAAAGUGGCUAAGUGAUCACCUCUGCCAGCUCCAUCAGCACCCUUGAAUGGACCCCAUCUGGCCCCAUAGACUUAUGGGUGUCCAAGUGGUGUAGCAGGUCGCUAACCAUUUCCCCUUGGAUUAUUGGGGCUUCAUUUUGCUCCCAGUCCCUGUCUUCUGGCUCAGAGGGCUGGGUACCUGGAGCACAAUUUGUCUUAGUAUGAAAGACUGAAGCAAAGAAGGCAUUUAGUACUUCAGCCUUUCCCUCAUCCUCUGUCACUAUGUUUCCCGCCCCACAUCCACCAGAGGGUGGAGAUUCUCCUUAGCCCUCCUUUUGCUGCUGAUGUAUUUAUAGAAGCAUUUUUUUUGUUCCCUUUUACAACAGUAGCCAGGCUCAGCUCUAUUUGAGCUUUGGACCUUAUUUUCUCCCUGCAUACCCUCACAGCAUCCUUCCAGUCCUCUUGAGUAGCCUGGCCAGUCUUCUUUCCCUGCCAGCUCACCUUUCAGCACAUUGGGACAGCCUGCUCCUGCACCUGUAAGAUUACCUUCUUGAAUAGUGACCAGCCUUCCUGAGCUCCUUUGCCCUUCAGGACUGUCUCUCAAAGGACUCUGCCAACUGGCCUCCUAAACAGAUUAAAGUCUGCCUUUUGGAAGUUCAAGGUAGCAGUACUGCUGACUGCCCUUUCUUAGGUAAUAAGCAUAUUGCUUAUUCCUCCUUUUCAGGCACAACGCUGCUCUCCACGAGGCAGUGCUGCUUGGACUAGAGGGAGAGGAAUGUAUGCAAGUCCUGUUAGUGUAAGUACUGCAGCUGGGCCUCUAGCUCAGCUACAGGCUGCCCACAGUCUGCUUGCACAGAUGUAGCUGGCAAAACUGAAUGGCCUGAGUCUGCCUGAGGCUCAGUACUCUUAUUUCACAGCAAUGUCCCAGCAGGAAGCAGCAUCCAGAAAUUCUUAAGUCACUCUGCAUCGACAUUUACCUGCAAGCCACUUCACUAAUUCCAAUAACUUGGAAUGAAUUUAAGUAGAAAAAACAAUCUGUUCUUUAUUUACAGCUGCAGUGCAAGCAUAAAUAGAAUGCAAGAGGACAAUCAGGACAUGAUUUGGCUGUUGGAAAUAAUGAAAUUAUUUCAUUGUUCACAAGUCAGCUUGGAUAGGGAACAUUGUACAAACUAAGAAACCCAGGAACAGUAGUCUCAAUAAUGUGUGAUUGCAACUACCUUUUCCCAAAUUGGAGCUGGAGUUUGAGCUUGGAAGCACCUAAGCGCACACUGCCAGUUCUGUCUGCAGACUUCACAACCCUGUACAACCAACUCAGGCCUUGUAACACCCAGCUAUUCUGCACAAGAUUCCCCCAUUCCUUCCUAGCAGUUCAGAGCACAAUUCUUCACUGUCUGUGCUCAGUUCUGCAAGAUUUAUUUUCCUUUCCAAAUCUGUGCAAGGAGAGGGACCAACAAAACCUUCCAAAGCACAAGGACAUUUUAAGGAGACCUGAUAAACACUGCUUAAGAUGGUUUGACACUUGAGCAAUAGCACUGUAUGCUGUACUUUGAUUAGCUUCUUUUCCAUUUUGGAAGUUAAAACUGCAUUCAGUGCAGCUCACUGCAUUAAAGGUCAGAUUACUUUCCUCCUGGAAACUGAAUAAAAUUACUUUGCUGUUUU